Stylophora pistillata is the source of this 1005-nucleotide messenger RNA. RefSeq lists its product as uncharacterized. Lineage: Eukaryota; Metazoa; Cnidaria; Anthozoa; Scleractinia; Pocilloporidae. Gene Ontology annotation, biological process: protein dephosphorylation. Gene Ontology annotation, molecular function: non-membrane spanning protein tyrosine phosphatase activity. The record is from RefSeq and is a predicted model, not a curated record. Gene Ontology annotation, cellular component: cytoplasm; nucleus.
UUAUUAAUAUGCUGCUCGUUUACCUCCCUAUAUCUGGCAGGCCUCGGAUCAAACUCAAUGACGGACAAAGUUUGCUUGGACCUCUUGCUUGGAUAUGUCGCAUCGCUUACUCUUCUGGGAUUUUUGUUUCUCUUCUUUCCUUUAUUCCAAGAACAUUCUUGGCUUGUGCAAGGUGUUUUCAACAUUGUCCCAUGUUUCUGAACAUGGUCAAGGAUACAAAAUAAAACGGCUACAACAUGACUACUACGACCUAAAGACGAAGCCCGGCAAGGAUUACAAGACGCAUGAAGAACGGCACCACUGUUCAUAGACAAAACAAUAACAACAUUGUGCGGCAACUCUGCUCUCAUCGACGGCCCAGCGUGAGCCCUCACUCUUUUCUUCGUCACGCGGAAAGUUUACAUCCUUCGAACAAUGCACGGGGAGAGAAUGGUUUUGCUCGGGAAUUCCAGCAAUUUAAAGACAUGUCUUCUAAAUUAAAGAAAGAUCCAGAAUACAGCACUCAUCACGGAGAACUGGAGUAUAAUCGAACUAAAAACCGAUACAAAGAUAUCGUGCCCUUUGACCAUAAUCGUAUCAUCCUUCCAUCUUUACCCGAUAAACCUGGUUCAGACUACAUCAAUGGAAAUUACAUCAAGGGGCUAGAUAGAAAGAUUUCUUACUUGGCUCUGCAAGGUCCUUUGCCAAGAACAGCUGUUGACGAUUUCUGGAAACUGAUAGCAUCUCAUAAAUGUCAGAUUGUGAUUAUGGUCUGCAGAGAAAUUGAGAUGGGAAAGCUAAAAUGUAAAAGGUAUUGGCCAGAAAACAAAGAUGAGAAGCUCAAUUUUGCUGGCUUGGAAAUUAUUGAGCUUUAUCAUUAGUGAGUUAUUGACUGAGUUUUUGUAUUCGAUCUUCUUUUCAUCCACAAAUCAGUUCUGUGAAAUUAAUAAUUACUAGUAGUUAGAAAUUAUUCACCAAAGUGGAGGUGAAUAAUGGUGGAUAUUCACUAAGCUGCAAAGUGGUGAG